AUGGGUUCCCUUGAUGAGUGGGAUACUUCUUGGGAGGCUGAUGGCGCUCUGGAUGCGGUCCGGAAGAUCACGCAGGUGUUCGGACCUUCCAACACCUUCCUUGUCAGCAAGGUGCGACCAGGUGGUGCCAUGCAUCGGCGCAUGGAGCAGUGGCUUCACGAAACCAUGGACUUUUGCAACGUCACCGGAGUUCCCAAAGACAACAUCGUCUUUGUGCGGGCCGUUGAUGGGCUCGGAAUUUCGCAUUUUGUCGAUGACAAGAUCGAGGCCCGUCCCGGCUCGCUGGCGCAGGUCGGGGCCGACCUCGAGCACGAGGAACUCCAGGCCUCUGCCUUGGAACUCUUGCUCGAAGAGGCUGCCAGGGCUCCUGCCGAUGAAGCAGCUGCCGUGCAGCUGGUGCUGCAGGAUGAGCCCGAAGGCUUUGAAGUUGUUCUCCGACCGGUUCCAGGAUGCAAACUUGGAGUUCGUGUCAUGGAGUUUGGCCACAAGCUGCUGGUGGCCUCCGUCCAUGCGAAAGGAGUCGUGAGCAGCUGGAAUGUGUCCCACCCGGACCUGUCCAUUGAGGAGCGGGACCUCUUAGUCCAAGUCAACCAUGCCACGGAGUACUUCGACAUGGUGCAGCAACUGCGGUUUUCGCAGGUGCUGCUUCUGAAGCUGCAGCGCCAGGAAUCCAUCAAGUCACAGAUAUUGCCCGUGCGCGCAACAUGGGAGCCCCGGACGGGCACUGGCCAAAGUGCCUCAGAUCUGGACGCAAACCUGGCCCUUCGCGCUGUCACUGACUCGCUUGGGCCACAUAGCCCAUCCGUCUGGAAGAGUGCGGCAGGCUGCAUCGUGGAGCACUUUGUUCAGCAAGAGCGGCUCUUUCUGGAACUUUACGGCUACCGGGUCCUCACAAACCGAACGUGGGCGGAUGCUCCGAUUGCAGGGCAAACUCCGAUCCUGAACCUGAAGACUGCUCAGCACAUCGAGCAAGCAGGCUACACCUGGUACAUUAUUUCCUGCGAGCUGGUGCUUUUCAAAGCCGGCAUGCGGGAUGUUCUGAAGUGGGAGGCUCCGAGACGACUCGCCCAGCUGCGAGGAGACUUGCACGAUCGGGUGAAGUACAGCAUGGAGUUGACCGAGUACAAAGCUCUUUUCGAAGAAGCGCCUUUUGCACAUGCUGGUGGCACCUGGGCCUUUUGUGACGGGGGGGGUGAACUUCUACUGCUAAUUCUUGCUGGUAUGCAGUGGAUCGGUGUUGAACCUCUCUGA
Symbiodinium natans is the source of this 1251-nucleotide messenger RNA. Lineage: Eukaryota; Dinophyceae; Suessiales; Symbiodiniaceae. The record is from the annotation of a GenBank genome assembly.